AGGAAGAACUCGGAAAGCAGCAGCAUGCCGCAAUUUUCAUCGGACAAGGUCUCAGAUUGGGAUGUCUCGUGGCUGGGAUAUGCAUAUUGCCUUGGUCUAGGAUUUGAGCAUCCCGAGAACUGGGGCACAGGAGACUAUGGUGGCAUCCGCUUGUACGACUGGGACGACAAGCUGUGCUGUCUGUUGAGGCAGUACACGGUUGACUGCGGUGAGAUUCUGUCCGACCAUGGCCUCAUCGGUUCUUGUGUCCACAAGUAUCUCUGUGGGUACGGGAGUACCCAGUGCUUCCUCGAGAAUGUGCAGGAGGAAGAUUCGUCCUGUAUUGUGACAGAUUUGAGGUAUUACCUCAGGUUGCAGGAAAAGCAGUUGGGAGGUGAGUGCAAAAACAAGUGCUGUUGUCUUCGACAGACAAGCAAGUGCCGCUGCGAACCUCCAAUCGAUGAGAAUCGAGUGAUAUACAAGAACUCCGGCAAGGUCUGCUGCAUCAGUCAGAAGGAUGCAUUGAAGAUCACGGACCUCGACUCACCUCCUGGUUUCCUCUCCAUCCAAGAGCGGUGGCUUUGCCUGUUCUGCAGUGUAAACAUAAUUCCCAAGAGCCCCUUUGUGGAAUUCUUCACAUCGCGCCUGUAUGGUCAAGGGAAGGUGCCAGGCACGAAGAUGCAACACUCGUCCUUCUUUUCCCCCGAUGACCUCGGAGUCAACAAAUCGGCUGCGCAAACCUCCGCAUCUGUCGGGUUUUCUCAGAAACCAGCGUCUCCUCAACAACAAGCUUUUCCUCAGCAGCCUGGAGGUUAUCCUCAACAAUCGGGCCCAGAGAUCAGCCUACCGCAACCGAUGAGGAUGUAAGCCGGGUGGUAGUAUCUCAGCACCGCCGCUACACUGACCAGUCCAGUCAGUCUUUACGUUAUUGACUGUAACGGACUUGAUAAGUCUUGCUGUCCUGUAAUGCAAUCAUACAAUUGUGCAAUAGUGAGGCCGUGAAUGAAACUUGCUCAGCUUGU
Messenger RNA from Guillardia theta CCMP2712, 1001 nucleotides. RefSeq lists its product as hypothetical. Bases 25 to 846 code for a protein of 273 amino acids. NCBI's taxonomy places the organism in Eukaryota, Cryptophyceae, Pyrenomonadales, Geminigeraceae. The record is from RefSeq and is a predicted model, not a curated record. The transcript is spliced from 3 exons.